AUUGAAACUGAAUCUUGAUCCCAACUACAUACAAGCUACUGUCUUUUGAAUCUGCAUGAUGCCUCCAACUCUAACCAAUACCAGUUCAUCUGAUUUGAUUUCCCAACCUUGGGGAGGACCCCCUGUGGUGAUUUCCAUAGCCAUCUUCAGCCUCACUUUCUUGUUGGGACUGCCAGGCAAUGGCUUGGUAUUCUGGGUGACUGGAUUAAAGAUGAAGCGAACAGUGAAUACAGUAUGGUUCCUCCACCUCACCGUGGCUGACCUCCUCUGCUGCCUCUCCAUGCCCUUUUCCAUUACUCACUUAGUCCUCCAAGGUUAUUGGCCUUAUGGUUGGCUUUUAUGCAAGCUCAUCCCUUCCAUCAUCAUCCUCAAUAUGUCUGCCAGUGUCUUCCUACUUACAGCCAUCAGCCUUGACCGCUGUAUUGUAGUGCUCCACCCAAUAUGGUGCCAGAAACAUCGAACUGUGAGGAUGGCCUUCGCCUUCUGCGCAGGCAUCUGGGUCCUGGCUUUUGCAAUGUGUAUGCCCGUAUUCUUGUACCGAGAAACCUUUACUGAGGACAACUAUACUAUGUGUGACUAUAAUUUUGAGAUGUACAGUUCGCCAGAUAUUUUCUUUAGCCCUAGCCUUCAAAGAGGAGGCUUUUCUGAGUUGACUGGGACAAUGGAAGAUAUCUUACAUCUUUCCUCUUCCAGAGGGGAUGCUUAUCCCUGGUUUUCUACCACCACUGGUACACCCAGAACUUCUGUUUUCUUCUAUUCCAAAAUCACUGGAAGUCAUUCUGGUAGUACACCCCCAAUGGAUUCAGUUAGGUUUUAUAGUUAUCGCCCUUUUUCUGACUCAUCAGAACUGCUGGGGAAACUUCCUCAUACUGAAUCACCUACGAUUCCCAUAGUUUUACCUGAGUUUAACAGUAAUGAUUCCAUUACUGAUACCCUGGGAAACUCUGAUGUUUUACUCUAUGACGAUGCAAAAGCUUUACUUGAAGCUACUGGCAAUCCUUUAGAUAUACCUGAGGUGACAGAUAGUUUCUUGGAUUUUUAUAGUAUUUAUUUCAAUGAGACCCAACCACCGACACCAUUGAUGGUGAUCACAAUCACAAGAUUUGUGGUAGGCUUCCUUCUGCCCCUUAUCAUUAUGGCAGUCUGUUAUACCCUCAUCAUUUUCCGUUUAAGCAGAGGUCCCUUUGCUAAAUCCAGGGGCAAAACCCUAAGAGUGGCUAUAGUGGUAGUGAUCACUUUUUUUGUCUGCUGGACUCCAUAUCAUAUUGUUGGGAUCUUGCCACUGUUUGCAUCUCCCUAUUCUCCACUUAAGAAAGAGGUGAUGGCAUGGGACCACCUCUCCAUUGCACUGGCAUCUGCCAAUAGCUGCCUUAAUCCCUUACUCUAUGCCUUCAUGGGGAAAAAUUUUAGGCAAAAGGUACAACAGUCCAUGCAGGGCAUUCUGGAGGCUGCCUUGAAUGAAGAGCUCAAUCCAUCUUCUAGCUAUCCCCAGAACAAAACCUCACUGACUAAAGACAUCAUCAGCACCACUGUUUGAGAAGACGGAGAAGAGGCACCAUGAAGCUCCAAAGGGUUAUGUCCUGGGACAUGUUUUACAUUGGAAGAUGUUAUGGUAUUUAGGAGAUUUGGGAUGGAACCAGAUGGUUGGAGGGAACCUUGAGAAAUCAUCCCAGAUGGUGGGAGCACUAUCCUAAGGACCUACUCCAUAGAAGAUGAUUUAGUUUUUUAAAUUUAAUUGGUUCAGUGAACUCGGGCUUUAGCUAUUGAGGGAACUUCCUCAAAAAGCACUCAGGAACUUCCUGAGUACAAAAACAGCCAGGACAUGAAGGGCUAGAGGCCUUCCCUCACAUUUCUGCACACAGACCAAUAGCAUUACUAACAUCAGCAUAGCAGAGCUAUGCUCAGAUGAGUCGAACUUAUAUCCUGGAUGAACAUCCUUCCCCUGCUUUGAAUGUCCUCCCCU
This is a messenger RNA of Gracilinanus agilis (Agile Gracile Mouse Opossum), 1963 nucleotides long. RefSeq names its product complement C3a receptor 1 (gene C3AR1). The transcript has 2 exons. Gene Ontology annotation, molecular function: complement component C5a receptor activity; complement component C3a receptor activity; G protein-coupled receptor activity. Gene Ontology annotation, cellular component: plasma membrane. Lineage: Eukaryota; Metazoa; Chordata; Mammalia; Didelphimorphia; Didelphidae. Gene Ontology annotation, biological process: inflammatory response; positive regulation of cytosolic calcium ion concentration; phospholipase C-activating G protein-coupled receptor signaling pathway. The record is from RefSeq and is a predicted model, not a curated record. The coding region runs from base 56 to 1537 and encodes 493 amino acids.